CGGGGGCAGGAAGGGACGGGGCGGCUCCGGGAAGGAUCCCGAGCGCCUGCGCUGCGGACGGUGCCGGAAGGCUGCGGGAGGCGGCCGUGGUGGCGGUGCCGGGCGGGGCGGGGGUCGCGCCGCGGGCCGGGGCAGCAGCAAGAUGCUGCCAACCACGCUGGUUAAUUCUGGGAGCCAGGGCAAUGGUGUGCUGAGCCGCAGAGAUGCUGCGAGGCACACGGCUGGAGCAAAACGCUACAAGUACCUCCGGAGGCUCUUCCACUUCCGACAGAUGGACUUCGAGUUUGCACUUUGGCAGAUGCUUUACCUGUUCACUUCACCACAGAGGGUUUACAGGAACUUUCACUACAGAAAACAGACAAAGGACCAAUGGGCAAGAGAUGAUCCUGCUUUCCUUGUGCUACUCAGUAUCUGGCUCUGUGUGUCUACAGUAGGAUUUGGAUUUGUGUUGGACAUGGGUUUUUUUGAAACAAUAAAACUGCUACUUUGGGUUGUAUUCAUAGACUGCGUAGGCGUGGGGCUCCUGAUUGCAACUCUGAUGUGGUUCAUUUCAAAUAAGUACUUAGUGAAGCAGCAGAACAGAGAUUAUGAUGUGGAGUGGGGAUAUGCCUUUGAUGUACAUCUGAAUGCUUUCUACCCUCUUCUAGUCAUUCUGCAUUUUAUCCAGCUGUUCUUCAUCAACUAUGUCAUCAUAUCUGAUUCUGUCAUUGGGUAUUUUGUUGGGAAUACGUUAUGGCUGAUUGCAAUCGGCUAUUACAUCUACGUGACAUUCCUAGGAUACAGUGAAAUCUACCAAGACUGCUGUGCAAAUGUAAUACUGUUCAAGGUCCUUGCACAGAACCCGUUUAUUCAGCAAGGGAGUCUCUUGAGAAAUGGAGGACCAAAACGUGAAGUUUAUUCCCCAUUUGGAACUUUCUCUAAGACUGCUACCCAAGCAGUGACAUCUUGCAGAGCUUCUCCGGUGGCUACAUGUAUAAGUUUAUUUUAGGUCUAUUAUACAUAGAAUCUUACUGGACUUUUGCUUUUUAUCCUUACUUCACCCAUCUCCAAAAUCUGAAUAACAGCUAUGAUGCCCCUGAGAACUGUCCCUCUAAAGUUCUUUUUGAGAUAAAAAUCUUGGCAGGAAGAAAGACUCUUCCAGAGCACGCAGUAUCCAUAAUGUACACUAUUCUGGCUUUCAGCUCACAAAAAUCAACUCAUUCAUCAUCAUCAAAACGUUUUAGAAGCUUUAUAAUAAAAACAA
Motacilla alba alba is the source of this 1243-nucleotide messenger RNA. RefSeq names its product unc-50 inner nuclear membrane RNA binding protein (gene UNC50). Gene Ontology annotation, cellular component: Golgi membrane. NCBI's taxonomy places the organism in Eukaryota, Metazoa, Chordata, Aves, Passeriformes, Motacillidae. The record is from RefSeq and is a predicted model, not a curated record. The coding region runs from base 143 to 988 and encodes 281 amino acids. The transcript has 6 exons.